AUGGCCUGGACUUCAGUCCUGCUCAUGCUGGUGGCCCACCUGGCAGGUUGUGGCCCUCAGCCCAUGCUGCAUCAGCCACCGUCUGCCUUUUCCUCGCUUGGAACCACCAUCCGCCUCUCCUGUGCCCUGAGCAGCAACCAUAACAUCAACAUUUACAGCAUUUACUGGUACCAGCAGCAUCCAGGCCACCCUCCCAGGUUCCUGCUGAGAUAUUUCUCACGCUCAGACAAGCACCAGGGUCCCAAGAUACCCCCUCGCUUCUCCGGAUCCAAAGACGUGGCCAGGAACCUGGGGUAUCUGAGGAUCUCUGAACUGCAGCCCGAGGACGAGGCUGUGUAUUACUGGGCCAUGGGGCUCCGGAGCCAGGAAAAGGAGAACUGGAUGGAGAGGGAGAGAGGAGGAGAAAAGUAG
Molecule: messenger RNA, 411 nt
Organism: Peromyscus californicus insignis
Lineage: Eukaryota; Metazoa; Chordata; Mammalia; Rodentia; Cricetidae
Product: immunoglobulin omega chain-like
Exons: 2
Coding region: 1-411 (136 amino acids)
Biological process (GO): immunoglobulin production; immune response
Source: RefSeq, a predicted model, not a curated record